Molecule: messenger RNA, 426 nt
Organism: Stegodyphus dumicola
Lineage: Eukaryota; Metazoa; Arthropoda; Arachnida; Araneae; Eresidae
Product: sodium- and chloride-dependent glycine transporter 1-like
Biological process (GO): sodium ion transmembrane transport; nitrogen compound transport; amino acid transport
Cellular component (GO): plasma membrane
Molecular function (GO): glycine:sodium symporter activity
Source: RefSeq, a predicted model, not a curated record
UUUUCAGAAAUGGCCAAUGGGAAGGAGAAGGCCGUUAUGGCCAUGGACAGUGAGUCCACGGCGACUGAGGAGUUUCUGCAGGAUGUACCCGAGCGUGGCCAUUGGACUGGUCGAUUCGAUUUCAUUCUUGCUUGCCUCGGAACAGCCGUUGGGUUGGGAAAUGUAUGGAGAUUCCCUUACCUAUGCUACAGAAACGGUGGUGGAGCAUUUGUCCUUGCAUAUGUCAUAAUGGUCUUCCUCAUAGGCAUGCCAGUCUUCCUUCUAGAGUUGACCAUGGGUCAAUACAGUGCUUUUGGGCCAUCAAAAGUUUUUAGCUCGAUAGCUCCAAUUUUCAGAGGUGUUGGUUACGCCUGGUGCCAUCUUCGGUGCAGUUCUACGUUUAUGCUUAACCAUCCGUUUCACUGUUUUACCCCCCUCCCCGCAUCA